Staurois parvus is the source of this 311-nucleotide messenger RNA. Lineage: Eukaryota; Metazoa; Chordata; Amphibia; Anura; Ranidae. The record is from the annotation of a GenBank genome assembly.
GACAUCUACACAGAUCAUCAGAGCACUGAUGAUCAGUGUGCCCUGAUGAUCUGUGUAGCCCCAGCAGCGCCACCUGUCAGUGUCCAUCAGUGCCAGCUCUGUGCUCAUCCAUGCCACCUGCCAGUGCCCAUCAGUGCCACAUUUCAGUGCCCAUCAGUGCCACAUCAAUGCCACAUAUCAGUGCCCAUCUGAGCUGCCUUUCAGUGUCACCCUUCAGUGUCACCCAUCAGUGCCAGUCAGUGCCACCUAUCAAUUCAUGUGCAUCAGUGCCGCCUAUCAGUGUGCAUCAGUGCCGCCUAUCAGUGCCCCCU